Molecule: messenger RNA, 966 nt
Organism: Talaromyces amestolkiae
Lineage: Eukaryota; Fungi; Ascomycota; Eurotiomycetes; Eurotiales; Trichocomaceae
Exons: 2
Coding region: 1-966 (321 amino acids)
Biological process (GO): carbohydrate metabolic process
Molecular function (GO): hydrolase activity, hydrolyzing O-glycosyl compounds
Source: RefSeq, a predicted model, not a curated record
AUGAGUCGUAACAUUCUUCCGUACGCCUCUUUUCUCGCCCUCGUAGGCGGGGCUAUCGCGGAACCGUUUCUGGUACUCAAUAGCGACUUUCCGGACCCAAGUCUCAUAGAAACAUCGAGCGGAUACUAUGCAUUUGGUACCACCGGCAAUGGCGUUAAUGCACAGGUUGCUUCCUCACCAGACUUCAAUACAUGGACUCUACUUUCCGGAACAGAUGCCCUCCCUGGGCCAUUCCCAUCAUGGGUUGCCUCUUCUCCUCAAAUAUGGGCGCCUGAUGUUCUAGUUAAGGCCGAUGGCACCUAUGUCAUGUACUUUUCCGCAGCUGCCGCGAGCGACUCGAGCAAGCACUGCGUUGGUGCCGCAACCGCAACCUCACCAGAGGGACCUUACACCCCAGUCGACAGCGCUGUUGCCUGCCCAUUAGACCAGGGAGGAGCCAUUGAUGCCGAUGGAUUCAUUGACACCGACGGCACUAUAUAUGUCGUAUACAAGAUCGAUGGAAACAGUCUAGACGGUGAUGGCACCACCCAUUCUACUCCCAUUAUGCUGCAGCAGAUGGAGGCAGACGGAACAACCCCAACCGGCAGCCCGAUCCAGCUCAUUGACCGAUCUGAUCUCGAUGGACCUCUGAUUGAGGCUCCUAGUUUGGUUCUCUCCAAUGGGAUCUACUACCUCAGCUUCUCUUCCAACUACUACAACACUAAUUACUACGACACCUCAUACGCCUAUGCCUCGUCGAUCACUGGUCCUUGGACCAAACAAUCUGCGCCUUAUGCGCCUUUGUUGGUUACUGGAACUGAGACGAGCAACGAUGGCGCUUUAAGCGCUCCCGGUGGCGCUGAUUUCUCUGUCGAUGGCACCAAAAUUUUGUUCCACGCAAACCUCAAUGGACAAGAUAUUUCGGGCGGACGUGCUUUAUUUGCUUCUUCGAUUACCACCGCCAGCGAUGUCGUCACAUUGCAGUAA